CCUUUCCCUUUCUCGACGUUCUCACCCAAAACCCGUACGAAAAGCUUCCCAGUCCUCUUUUCCCCAGUACCUACGGCCCAGUGACACACUCCUUUACGACAGCGAGGCCCGCACAUCCAAUGGGAGUCAAGAUAGGCUUUUACCUCCCCGAGGAGGCUCACAAACCAGGCGGCUUCACCAUCUCCGAGUUUUUAUGUGGCGCCCACCCCCCUCUGUGGACACUCAAACUGAUCAUCACGUCCCUCUACCCGACCCUCAGCACCACGCCCCACGAACUGUCACUAAUAGUGCAGGGGCAGGCAUGCAUUUCACUCGCAAGCCACCUCCCUACCAGCAUUCCCAGUUCAUCACACACCGGGGAAACCAGAGUCCGCUUCAUAGUUCACGUCCCGGGCAAUCCUUUUCUGGCUCCAGCCCUUGGCGAGGCGGCGUGUCCAGAUCCAACUGCCGACGAUUUCAGUUUGACAACUACUUCUUCUAAAACUCCAUCUGUCUCUACAUCACAAAGUGGGUCCCCUAGUAGCAAGCGUCCGAAAGUCGAUACCGCCCCUUCCCCUGCCGAGCUUUCUGCCAGGAUCCAAGAGGCCUCGUUGGGAGGCAUUCCUUCUCUCAGGCGCGAAACCGAGAGAUAUGCACAGGCCACCAUGCGGGACCAGUGCCUGCUCAGAGACCAGUGUUGCGUGUUGACAGGCGACGUUUUUGUUAAGGCAUCUGAUUGCGCUCACGUCCUCCCGGUUCAGUAUGCGAAGAAAUGGUUUUACGAGAACCGAGACCGCAUUGAUCUGCACUUAUCCGCCGGCGCAUCUAAUGCGGCGUAUGACGUCAAGAAUGGAAUAAUGCUAGCAAAGACGGUCCACAAAAAACUUGAUCUCUGGGCGUGGUCCCCGGUCGCAUACGGAAAGGAAGUCUUUGCAUUCGUGUUCGACACAUCAGCAGGCGUCCAGCACGGGAUGCCCCUUCUCAUACCUCGCAUGAUCGAACGCGGCGACAAUCGAUCGUAUUUCCGCGACCAGUUUCCGGACGAAGAGGUUUUCAACGAAAGGUUCAGACAGGCCGUAUUACGGAAGUGCCGAGGUUCCAGCGAACCUCACGAAUUCCGUGAUCAGUGGGAACAGGAGCCGAUCUUUGUAUCAUGCGAAUUUGCCGUGGAUAGCGAUAGUAGUGAGGAUGAAGGGACUCAGGCCCCCCUUCACUUUGACAGCAACUGACACUAUUCACGCGACACCCCAAGCUGGUUGUUGUGCGCGAGUCCCAAAACCGAGGUGGCUAAUAUCUCCCCCUUGGACACAUCCUUGGCCGCAAGCUUAGUUGCAGGAAUGGAGCUGUCGAAAAAUGGCCAACGGCACUCACCACACCACUCGCAGUGCCUGAGUUGAGUAAAAUGGGCUGCUUACUUGGUGACAAGAUGUGCAGAUUGCACUGGUACAGGACAUGCACAGCGAGUGUAUGCUAGGGGAGAAAGACUGAAAGAGGAGGGCGUUUUGAAUAACGCGAGGCAGUCGGGCGACGUGUGAUGUGGACUACCUUCCACACGGGUUAUAUAACUGAUGUUUGUAUACAAUACCUACUUUGCUGUAAGGUAUU
Fimicolochytrium jonesii is the source of this 1584-nucleotide messenger RNA. RefSeq lists its product as uncharacterized. The record is from RefSeq and is a predicted model, not a curated record. The transcript has a single exon. Bases 120 to 1208 code for a protein of 362 amino acids. Lineage: Eukaryota; Fungi; Chytridiomycota; Chytridiomycetes; Spizellomycetales; Powellomycetaceae.